AUGAAUGGACAUACCACAUCUCCCCUCGUGUCGUCACCUUUGCGCGCCCAACGACGGCCCAGCACGAUCGAUCACGACGAGCGUUCGACCGCACAAGAGCAAGGUCUUUGGAACAAAAGUUUACUUCCAGCUCUACAACUCGCGCCUCCGUCGGCUGGUGGCUUUCCUUUUCAGGCCAACACCGGAACGUCCGGCAUCGCUGCAACCACUGACGACCUAGCGUCUCCCGACCGCGUCGCUAGAGAAAGGACGGACACGGGUACACCCUCUCACAGGCGGAGUGUGCAGUUUGCUCGAGGGACGCAGGAGGAGGCUACAAGCACGAAACUUGGCAAAGACAUACCGUGGGAGGAUACCGAUGAGGAAGGCGGCGAACACCCUACAAGGGACAGAUUGAACUCCGCUUCCUUCUUUACAAAGCUUAGAGGGUUAGCGAAUCCCAGCGGUUCCAAUCACGGACGGGCUGGAAGCAGUGCGACCGGUCCAGCUACUCCUAAUGCCGCCCGAUCGCCACAAUCCGAACGCAGUGAACCCUCAUACCCAAUGCCACACGAGGCAGUAGAGUCAGCGACAGAUGCAGAUGAAGAAGAUUCGGAUCAUGGUAAUGUUAAUGGUAAUGAUGUCCGUUCAAGGAAGCGCAGGAAUCGCAAGAGACCUGUGAUGCCAUUUUCGGAGUCCUCGCCCGCUACACCUCGGACGUCGCGAUUCGCCUCAUUUGUGCGCGAGCACAUUCGCGACAGUUCUGUGGCCGGACAGAGUAGUCAGACCCCUGGACCCUCGCGUCGAGGGACACUCUCCGAGCUGUCGGACAGCGGUGAUGACAGAGCUGGUGUAUCCGAGGACGAAGGCAGAGACCGUCUGAAGUCGGCAUGGCGGAGAGGAAUCGAAGGUGCUCGUGGACUGAGCUAUGCGAAUCGAAAGAACACAGACGGGAGUGAAGUUGCAGAAAGGCGGCCUGGGAAUCUACGCCGUAUCACUGGAAUGGGCUUCAGCGGGCACGAUGGGACUACUGGCUCUCCGUUUCGCCAGCGUGCGGACAGGCAUAAUAGUUCGAGCGCACAGAAGUGGCGUCAGGUCAAGGCUGGCUUACGCAUGCUUGGGCAGAGGAAGAAGGACGAGCGUGCCAAAGUCGAUCAUCAGAAGUCCGCCCAGCUGAUGGCCGAGCUUCUAGCUGGAGCUCCUGCCGCGUUGAUCUUUGCAAGCGUCUUCCAGCGGGAUGAGCACGAUCACCGAAAAGUUCCUGUCCUCCUGGAACAGCUGAAGAUCAGCAUCCCUCAUGUGCAAAAUCGGCAAGACAAGAAAGGUGAUCGAGAUUUCGUCUUCCAGGUAGAUCUGGAGUACGGCAGCGGUCCCGCGCGGAUGCAAUGGACUAUCCAUCGCUCGGUGAAUGAUUUCGUCAAUCUGCACGUCAAGUACAAGGCGCAGGGAGCCACCGACAAGGUCCGCCAUUUGCGUGGUGAAGACAAGUCAAAGGCAAAGAUACCGCGUUUCCCCAAAAGUGUCAUUCCGUACGCUCGCGGCAUGCGUGGGCUGUUCGAAAAGAUGCAGGAUGAGGAAGACGAGCAGGAAUUACCGGAAGUUCCGAACCUUGAGGGUGACGCUGAUGCAGGAACCCCAUCACGGCCAAGAGGUCACCGACGGAUGACAUCUUUCUUCCCUCCACCACGGCGACAAAGCACGAGCGAGAUUGGCAAUACAUCAGCAGAUCCGGAUGCUUUGACACAACGUCAGAAAGAGAUCUACGCGACUCGAUCAAGACAGAAGUUAGAGACUUAUCUACAGCAGAUGAUACGGUGGCUCAUCUUCCGUCCGGACAGCACGCGGUUGUGCAAGUUUCUCGAGCUCUCAGCCAUGUCAAUCCGGCUUUCUGCAGAGGGCGGCUAUCAAGGCAAGCAGGGUCUGCUGCAGCUUGCUUCUCGACGGCACCGAGAGAUGCGUCGAAAGACGUUGCAGACGAUGGGUCCGCACGCAUUCAAGGAGAGGCACAAGCGACGCUGGUUCCUGGUCAGGCACAGCUACAUUGUGUGCGUCGACGGGCCGGAGUCUCUCAACGCCUACGAUGUAUUCCUUGUGGACUCGGACUUCGCUAUUGAGAAAGCGAAGCAAAAGAUCCUGGACCAGAAGACUGCUCAAGACAUGGCGAAGAUCGCCACUGAGAACGCUACUCCGACCAAGAAAGCGCAUUUGAUCGCACUCUACAACGCUGAACGUAGGAUCAAGCUCUACGCUCGGAAUGAGAAGCAAUUCUUGCAGUUCCGGGAGUCGCUCGCCCACAUGAUGGAAAACACUGUCUGGUCUCGCAAGCAGCGAUUCAACAGCUUCGCUCCCGUCCGGGACAAUGUCUGGUGUCGGUGGCUUGUCGACGGCCGAGACCACAUGUGGCAAGUGUCGAGAGCGAUCGACAAUGCAAAGGACUUUAUUUACAUCCACGACUGGUGGCUGAGUCCAGAGCUGUACAUGCGUCGUCCUGCAGCAAUCAGUCAGAAGUGGCGUCUCGACCGACUUCUUCAGCGCAAAGCACAAGAAGGUGUCAAGAUCUUCGUCAUUGUCUAUCGCAACAUCGAAUCUGCGAUCCCGAUCGAUUCCGAAUACACCAAGUGGAGUCUGCUGGAUCUGCAUGAGAACAUUUGCGUCCAACGAUCACCGAACCAGUUCCGACAGAACCAGUUCUUCUGGGCUCAUCACGAGAAGCUAGUGGUUGUGGAUAACAUGAUGGCAUUCGUUGGUGGAGUCGACUUAUGUUUUGGUCGAUGGGACGAUCCAUGUCACUCUCUGACCGACGACAAGCUGACCGGCUUCGAAGCCGAUCAGAACGUGCCCAGGGAUUCCGAGCAUUGCCAAGUAUGGCCUGGAAAGGACUAUUCAAAUCCGAGAGUGCAGGACUUUUACGCGCUCGACAAGCCGUACGAAGAGAUGUACGAUCGGACCAAGGUGCCGCGGAUGCCGUGGCAUGACAUUGCCAUGCAAAUCGUUGGUCAGCCUGCUCGAGAUGUCGGACGGCACUUCGUGCAAAGAUGGAACUACGUCUUGCGCUCCCGAGUCCCAUCAAGACCCACGCCCGUCCUCAUGCCGCCUCCGGAAUUCGAGCAGGAAGAGCUCGACAGACUUGGGAUGUCCGGAACUUGCCAAGUACAGAUUCUCCGCUCAUGCGCACCAUGGUCGAUUGGAACUCCGAACAAGGUCGAGCACAGUAUCAUGACAGCGUACUGUGCCAUGAUCAAGGGCUCGGAUCACUUCGUCUACAUUGAGAACCAGUUCUACAUCUCAAGCUGCACGGUGGAAGGCACAGUCAUGCACAACAAGAUCGGUGACGCGAUUGUAGAGAGAGCUAUCGAGGCUCACGAGAAGGGACAGAAGUGGCAAGCGUGCCUUGUCAUCCCGCUGAUGCCCGGCUUUCAGAACAGUGUCGAUGCUCAGGAUGGGACCAGUGUCCGUCUGAUUAUGACCUGCCAAUAUCGCAGCAUCUGUCGCGGCGAGACCUCCAUCUGGGGACGUCUAAAGGCGCAUGGAAUCGAUCCAGAGGACUACGUUCGCUUCUACUCGCUUCGUCAAUGGGGCAAAAUCGGGCCUCGAAAGUGCCUGACCACUGAGCAGCUUUACAUCCACGCAAAAUGCAUGAUCGUAGACGACCGAUCAGCCAUUAUUGGCUCAGCAAACAUCAAUGAGCGUUCCAUGCUUGGGUCGAGAGACUCAGAGGUUGCGGCUAUCGUCACUGACCGCUGCAUGAUUCCUAGCAAGAUGGCUGGGAGUCCGUACGAGGUCGGCGAGUUCCCUCAUACCUUGCGGAAGCGUCUCAUGAGAGAACAUCUCGGACUUGACGUAGACGCUAUCUAUCGUCGCGAGCAGGCUAGAGCGGAGCGAGAAGAACAGGAUGCUGAGAUGCAGAGAAUUUACCGCGACAAUAGCUUCAGGCCAUCCCAGGAAUACUUCGAGAGCCCGCCCUCAACUCCCGCUCCGGAUCAGCUUGCCGCACUGAGCCUCGAUGCGACCACCAACGGCUUGGCUGGCCGCAGGGAAGAUAGCCAGCCUUGGGUCGAUAUGACUCGCACGACCUCAUCAGAUAACAGCUCUGAACCGCCAGAGCAGGCCAAGGAACCCUUUAAGAAAGGUCCGGAGCGAGAUCUUGAUGUUGACGGUUUCGGCACCGACAAUAUGAGGAAGAUUGUGGAGUCGGGUGACUUUGGUGGCCGCGACUCGUACGUCGACAGCUCUGGCCGCGAAGUGUUGAUGAAGAAGGACGCACCCGAUAUUGAGAGAAUCAAGAAUCUUGAGGCGCAAGAAAUGGAGCGCCAACGGGAUGCGAGACGCGAAAGGGCGAAAGCCAUGCCAGCACGCCCUCCUUGGCCUACGGGACGCAUGGACACUGUGGAGCUUGGAUUGCCGACUCGCUCUCUACUGCCGGAACUGCCUGCGCUUGACGAUACAGACAUUGGAGGUCCGCCAUUGAUGGAAGCAUCGUCUGAUGUUACUAAGAACAUCGUCAACCCGAUGCUGGUCAACAUGCGCUAUCCGGAGGUCACCGAAGACUGCAUGACGGAUCCGCUUGCGAACGAGUUUUAUCAUGACAUCUGGAAUCAAGUCGCCGAGAACAACACUAAGAUCUAUCGUCAGGUGUUCCGAUGCAUGCCAGAUUCGGAAGUACUCGAUUUUAAGGCAUACGAGAAAUUCAAUGAGUACAAUGAAGCGUUCAUGCAGUCGCAAGGUCUGGGCAACAGCAAACCAAAGCCAGCGAAGGACGCGCCUGAUAAGUCCGGGCCGGUUGGAGCUUCCAGUCCAGUCGACGCCGAGUUUCCAGUAGAAAAACCAAAGCGUGUCGUCGGUGGUCUUCUUCAAAAGCUACGCUCGGGCAGCAAAGCUUCCAACGUUGCUAACGAGAAAACGCAAGACGACAAUGAAAAGGCAGCACGGCCCAGCGGCUCGCCAGACUCACCGCAGUCCGGGGUCUCGAGUGGACCCACCGCAGUUCCGACGCCAGAUCCGACUCCCCUUGAUGAGAAAGAGGCAGCCAAACAGGAUGACCCUCCAUUGGAUGAGAAUGAGAUCUCCCGCCAGCGCACCGUGCAGUACUCGGAUGAGAAUGAGAUCUCCCGCCAGCGCACCGUGCAGUACUCGGAUGAGGUUAACCUUGCCCCCGAAACGACCGCAACGCAAUCCUCAUCCGUCCCAUUGCAGCAUUCGACUUCCCAAAAGCGUCGCCGACGUGGCACGACGAAAAGCAGCAAUCGUCCACUUCCGGACGAUCUUCUCACGAAGGACGAGGCUGAGGAAUUACUUAAGCAGAUCCAAGGCACUCUCGUCGUGUGGCCUUAUGAUUGGCUUGAGAAAGAAGAGCGUGGCGGUAACUGGCUGUACAACAUUGAUCAGCUCGCGCCGUUGGAGAUUUACGACUGA
Messenger RNA from Zymoseptoria tritici IPO323, 5391 nucleotides. RefSeq names its product phospholipase D (gene MgPLD1). The record is from RefSeq and is a predicted model, not a curated record. Lineage: Eukaryota; Fungi; Ascomycota; Dothideomycetes; Mycosphaerellales; Mycosphaerellaceae. Gene Ontology annotation, biological process: cell motility. The transcript has 2 exons. Bases 1 to 5391 code for a protein of 1796 amino acids. Gene Ontology annotation, molecular function: catalytic activity; phosphatidylinositol binding.